Molecule: messenger RNA, 1625 nt
Organism: Nomia melanderi (Alkali bee)
Lineage: Eukaryota; Metazoa; Arthropoda; Insecta; Hymenoptera; Halictidae
Gene: Rpn9
Product: regulatory particle non-ATPase 9
Biological process (GO): ubiquitin-dependent protein catabolic process
Cellular component (GO): cytosol; proteasome regulatory particle, lid subcomplex; nucleus
Molecular function (GO): structural molecule activity
Source: RefSeq, a predicted model, not a curated record
UGAGAAUACCUAACUUCACUAUACUGAUUCGGCUUUAGUCAUUGUUAUUAAAGAUGGCGACAGCCGUGGCACCAAAGGAUGUUGUUACAUAUUUAAGUCAAAAUCAAAAUGUUGCAGACAAAGAAUUGGCUGCAGAGUGGGCACAGCUUGAAGAAUUAUAUAAUAAAAGGCUUUGGCAUCAGCUGACACUCAAAUUAGAAGCAUUUGUGAAACAUCCAUCUCUUUCGAAGGGAGAUAAUUUGGUACAACUAUAUGUUAAUUUUUUAUCUACCUUUGAAAAUAAGAUAAAUCCUUUAUCCUUGGUGGAAAUAUUAGCAGCUGUAAUACAACAGUUUCAAGAUAAACAGGAAGCAAUUAAGUUUUUGGAAAAAACUGAGUCUAAAGUUAAAAGUUGCAAUGAAGCAGUAGCUCUUUGUAAAGUCCUCAUAGGACAGAUUUUGUUGGAUAAAUUAAACAACCAGGAGCAGGCAAAGAAAAUUAUAGAAGAAGUAGAAUCUAUGUUAGAUAAUGCUGAUGGUGUUACCACGGUUCAUGGUAGAUUUUACUUGUUAGCCAGUCGUCUUUAUCGCUUGCAAGGAAAACAUGCUGAAUACUACCGUACUGCUCUAAGAUAUUUGGGUUGUAUCGAUUUAAAUACCUUGAGCAGACAAGAACAAGAACAGCAUGCAUUUUUCCUUGGUUUAGCUGCUCUUUUGGGUGAAGGAGUUUAUAACCUUGGGGAGUUACUAGCACAUUCUGUAUUACAAUCUUUGAAAGGUACCCCCAACUCUUGGUUAGUUGAUCUAUUGCAAGCUUUCAAUGCUGGUGACAUUGCUGCAUUAGAAAGAUUAAAACCACAAUGGAGUAAAGUUGCUGAUUUAGCAGCCCAAGAAUUAAAAUUAAGGCAGAAAAUUUCUCUAUUAUGUCUCAUGGAAAUGACAUUCAAACGGCAAGCAAAUAACAGACAACUAACAUUUGCAGAAAUUUCUCAAGAAACUAGAUUACCCCUCGAUGAAGUAGAAUUGUUAGUAAUGAAAGCUUUAGCUCAAGGUUUAGUCCGUGGUGCUAUCGAUCAAGUAGCAGGAACAGUGAACAUGACAUGGGUACAACCUCGUGUACUGGAUCGUAGUCAAAUAGUUGGAAUGGUUCAAAGACUCGAUGGAUGGUGUAAAGAUGUUAGCUCCAUGGAGCAUUUACUAGAAUCUAGAGCUUCUGACAUUCUUACUCUUUAAUAUUAGGUUCAGGACACUUUCACUGAAACAUUUGUAAUUCGUACUUCUGUGUGUUAAAAUACUCAUUGGCUUACCAUUGUUUUGAAAACUAAAUACACAGUAUAAUAACUGUUACAUGAAACUGAUAGGUAUAUAAUAUUUCUAAAUAACAAAGUAAAAUUAGUUUCAUUUCGAUAAGUCAGUGGGUGCAUGCAGAAGAAAUCAUAAGCUCUACUUUCUUAAAUGCAAAAUUGCAAUAGUAUGUACUGAUGAUUGUAAAAAAAUAUGACCUUGGUUUGAACUUAAUAUCCUGAUGAAAACAAUUUCAUACAAUUUUUAACAUUAUACGUAAAAUAAUGAUUUGGAUUUUGUUUUUGUGUUCCAAACUUUGUACUAUGAUCGAUAUAUUAAUAAUAAUGAUGUACAUUAACAUUC